Symsagittifera roscoffensis is the source of this 933-nucleotide messenger RNA. RefSeq names its product homeobox protein B-H2-like. The record is from RefSeq and is a predicted model, not a curated record. Gene Ontology annotation, molecular function: DNA binding; DNA-binding transcription factor activity, RNA polymerase II-specific. Bases 1 to 933 code for a protein of 310 amino acids. Lineage: Eukaryota; Metazoa; Xenacoelomorpha; Acoela; Convolutidae. Gene Ontology annotation, biological process: regulation of DNA-templated transcription. The transcript is spliced from 4 exons.
AUGUCGACAGCUUGGGAUGACUCUGACGUGUCUCUCUCUGACUGUGAGUUGGCGGAGGGGGAGGUCACACCUGUGGAGUUGGACACUGCUGGCCUGGAGGGGGGCAGGGGAGAUGGAGCAGUCGGAGAGGGGAGAGAGGAUGACUUCUACUCUGACGAGGAGGCAGUGGCACAGGGGGUCCCCAAGCCCAUGCAGGAAGGGGAUGAGAGUGUGAAUAAGAGUAGAGAGGCGAAGCAAUUGAGGGGGAGGGGCAGUGGUGGAUUCCUCAUCAGUGACCUCUUGUCCAAAGAUGCAACCAGCAACAACAGCGACAACACUAUGCGCCACCAAUCUAACCCAGCAUUGGACCUGUACAACUUCCACUCUCACUGUGAACUGGGGGGUGUAUUGGGACAUAGUUUGGCCCUAUAUACUUCUGUCCACAAAAACAACAACAACACUAACAACAAAAACAACAACAACAUCAGCAGCAGCAGCAGCAGCCACUGUGGUGUCCCGCUGGCGUCUUCCUCUGUCUCUGGCUCCAUCUCUGUGCCCCCCUCUUCUUCCAUCCCCUCCCCCUUGGCACUGCAGAACUUCCUGAACAAGAAGAACAGACGCAGGAGGACAGCAUUCACGCAGGGCCAGCUGAACUUUCUGGAGCGUAAGUUCCGCUGCCAGAAGUACUUGAGUGUGGCUGACAGGAGUGACGUGGCAGAGCUGCUCUGUCUGAGUGAGACACAAGUGAAGACCUGGUACCAGAACAGGAGGACGAAGUGGAAGCGGCAGACCAGUGCAGAGGAGAGGCUGGAGGAGCUGGAGAGCCACAGAUGCCACGAGCCAGACUGUCCCGCCAACACCAUCACCACCCACCCCACAACCGCCACAGCCACACUCCGCACCACACACAACAACACAAACAACACGCAAGUGGCCAGUGAGUGCUGUAAUUGA